AUGUGAAAGUUCAGCCACUCCACGUGGGUGUAUUCAUCAUGGUACAGGGGAAGUAAAUAAGUUAUUGCAGAGAAGAUAGAUGAUAGUGCUGUCAGAAAUAAUUUGUCUAGUUUAAUAACAUUUAUUGUAAAUCAUGCCGAUGUUGUACAAAUGAUAAUUGUUACAUCCUCACUGGAGAGUUUGUAAUGCCAUGCUGAGGUCUUGUCGGAUCAUUCAUAUUUUAUCACGUCAUUUAUCCCAUUUCUCAAAAUCAAAGGGUGGCCAGGUCCAAUAUUAAAAUCCCGUGUAUUUUGCAUAUCCUGCAAGAUGACUGAGGAUUCAAUCAAAGCAUUGAAAAGACCAGCAGCAGAUGAUCCGCUCGUUGAGACUGAACAUGAAGACAAGAAGCUUAAAACAGACCAAGAUGAGAAGAAAUACCCCAAGAAAAAAGUGGCCCUGCUGAUGGCAUAUUCAGGAAAAGGCUAUUAUGGGAUGCAGAGAAAUGCAAAGAACUCUCAGUUCCGAACCAUUGAGGAUGAGCUGGUCGCUGCUCUUGUCAGAGCUGGCUGUAUUCCCGAGGGCCAUGGAGAUGACAUGAAGAAGAUGUCUUUCCAGCGGUGUGCACGAACGGAUAAGGGUGUUUCUGCUGCGGGUCAAGUCGUGUCUCUGAAGGUGUGGAUGAUUGAGAACAUCCUGGAUAAAAUCAACGCUCAUCUGCCAUCUCACAUAAGAAUUUUAGGAUACAAGAGAGUCACGGGUGGCUUCAAUUCCAAAAACAACUGCGAUGCCAGAACGUAUUCCUACAUGCUUCCUACUGUGUCUUUCUCGCCGAAGGACUACAACCAGGAGGACACGUCAUUCCGUGUGAGUUCAGAGACCCUUCAGAAGGUCAACCAUUUGUGUGGCCUGUACAAAGGCACCCACAACUUCCACAAUUUCACUUCGCAAAAAGGUCCUCGGGACCCCAGCGCCAAGCGCUACAUCACCCACAUGUCCUGCGGAGAGCCCUUUGUGAGACAGGAAGCUGAGUUUGCUGUUAUCACAGUGAGAGGCCAGAGCUUCAUGAUGCAUCAGAUCCGGAAGAUGAUCGGCCUUGUGAUCGCUGUAGUUAAAGGAUAUGUGGAUGAAGGGGUGAUCGAGAGGAGCUGGGGAGAGGAGAAAGUUGACAUUCCCAAGGCUCCUGGGCUGGGAUUAGUGCUGGAGAAAGUGCACUUUGACCGCUACAACAAACGCUUUGGCGGAGAUGGCAUCCAUGAGACGCUGGAAUGGACUGAUGAAGAAGAAGCCAUCGCUGCUUUUAAGGACAAGCACAUUUAUCCGAGCAUCGUGGAGACUGAGCUCCUGGAGAAGUCCAUGGUGAACUGGAUGGCUACGCUAUAUAUCCAUGAUUUUGAAGCAACAGCCACAGGAAACCAAGAGCACAAAGAUGAUGACGAAGAUGGAAACGCAUCAGACUGAAUCACUGAGACGAAGACAUUCUUUUUGUUAGAUCUUUUAUUUUGGUUUUUACUUGUGUGCUAAUAUUCAGUUCCAAAGUUUAAACUGUAAUGAUAAUUCUGAAAUAAAACAUUUUUUUAUGUCUUGAA
Molecule: messenger RNA, 1565 nt
Organism: Pimephales promelas (fathead minnow)
Lineage: Eukaryota; Metazoa; Chordata; Actinopteri; Cypriniformes; Leuciscidae
Gene: pus1
Product: pseudouridine synthase 1
Biological process (GO): mRNA pseudouridine synthesis; tRNA pseudouridine synthesis
Cellular component (GO): nucleus
Molecular function (GO): RNA binding; pseudouridine synthase activity
Source: RefSeq, a predicted model, not a curated record